Molecule: messenger RNA, 4702 nt
Organism: Sitodiplosis mosellana (orange wheat blossom midge)
Lineage: Eukaryota; Metazoa; Arthropoda; Insecta; Diptera; Cecidomyiidae
Gene: Vinc
Product: vinculin
Exons: 8
Coding region: 761-3655 (964 amino acids)
Biological process (GO): cell adhesion
Cellular component (GO): actin cytoskeleton
Molecular function (GO): structural molecule activity; actin filament binding
Source: RefSeq, a predicted model, not a curated record
GCGGCAGCGCGCUACUUCGUCAAGCAAACAAAAUCUUGUGAUGACUAGUUGUGUUGUGUUGUUAAGACACGAACAGUCGUUUCUGUGACGAAUGCGUGCGCUUCUUGGCUACGGACUCCUUUCACACGCAUCUCUUAUUAUUUUUCAUCGUUGUUUUAUAUUUUUUUGUGGUAUUACUUUACACAAUUUUUCUUUUUCAAAUUCCUUUCCUAAUUACUGUGUGUUGUACUAAGAAUCGAUAAUUUUGCUAAAUUUGAUCGCCUGAGAUAUGAGUAAAUUUUUGAUAAAAUCCUCUAAAAAUCGUGGAAUAAAUUCAAAUUUGUGACAUUCAAGUGUGGAAGGUAGAAAGUUAGGACAGGAAAAAUUAACGUUGAAUAACAGACGUUCUACUCUAAAAGAAUGAAGAAUCAAGAUGAAUUGAAACGCGAUUCGGUGAAUAAAUUCGAUGCAAUUUAAACGCGAUUUACUGAAAUAAAGCAAAUUUUAAUCAGCAGCGAGAAAGAGAGAGAUCAGAGGAAAAACACGAAUUACCUACGAACGAGCUACAGUUUGAUUUAGACAGAAAAAAAGAGUCAUCAAUCACUUGUUGUAGCUGUGUAUUAGUAGAAAAUUUUAUGACAUCGACUCGCCGGCUUUAAAACAUUAAACACGCUAAGCGUUGCAUAGAGAACCACAAACAUAAAUAAUUAAAACCAAAAGAGAGAAAGAGUAGAAUAAACCAUUUAGACAAAUCAACCGAAUAUCUCACCCACACGCAAAAAUGCCAGUUUUCCACACAAAAACAAUCGAAAGCAUUUUGGAACCUGUUGCCUCACAGGUUAGCCGUUUGGUGAUUUUGCACGAAGAAGCCGAAGAUGGAAAUGCUAUGCCCGACCUCAGCCGACCGGUUCAAGCGGUUUCAUCGGCUGUUGCAAAUCUGAUAAAAGUCGGAAAGGAAACAAUCACCGCUUCCGAUGAUGAAAUCUUGAAGCGACAAAUGCCCGCUUCUUUGUCACGUGUCGAGAAUGCAUCGCAUUUGUUGGAAGAUGCGGCGGCUAUGUUGCGUGCCGAUCCAUACUCAGGGCCAGCUCGAAAGAAGUUGAUUGAAGGUUCGCGUGGUAUAUUACAAGGGACGUCAUCACUUUUGCUCUGCUUUGACGAAUCCGAAGUGCGUAAAAUCAUUCGCGAAUGUAAACGGGUAUUGGAUUAUUUGGCCGUAUCCGAAGUCAUCGACACCAUGGAGGACUUAGUGCAAUUCCUGAAAGAUCUCAGCCCAUGUUUGAGCAAAGUAUCGCGCGAGGUGAGCGCCCGUGAAAAGGAGUUGACACAUCAGGUGCAUAGCGAAAUUUUGGUGCGUUGCUUGGAGCAAGUGAAAAUUUUGGCACCAAUUUUGAUUUGCAGCAUGAAAGUGUACAUUCACAUUGUUGAACAAGGUGGAAAGGGUGCUGAAGAAGCAUCAGAGAAUCGUAAUUACUUGGCAUCACGAAUGAGUGAGGAAAUCCAAGAAAUAAUCCGUGUGCUACAAUUGACCACGUACGAUGAAGACACCAGUGAAUUGGAUAAUUUGACCGUACUGAAGAAAAUCCAAAAUAGUAUCAUCAAUAAAAUGGGACCAGCUCUUGAUUGGUUAGCUAAUCCGUACGCUUUGCGUGGUGGUGUUGGCGAGAAAGCCCUUCGUCAAAUUCUUGACAACGCAUAUCGUGUGGCCGAUCGUUGUUUGCCGCAAGAUGCUGCCACUAUUCGACGUCUGGCUGAUGACAUCACAAGAUCUGUGAAUGAAUUGUGCGAUUUGCGUCAAGCUGGCAAAGGAAAUACCCCACAAGCUGAGCAGUUAGCACGUGACAUUCGCGAUAAACUUAGCAACCUUGAACGUGCCGUAACAAAAGCGGUUGUUGGUGUAGAUAAAGCCGGUCAUCAAGCUGCGCACACGGUACAAGGUCGUCUUGAACAAGCUUGUCGCUGGCUUCAAAAUCCAAGCAUUGACGACAAAGGUGUCGGAAAGCGUGCAAUCGAUUUGAUUAUUGACGAGGGAAAGAAGGUGGCCGAAGGUUUGCCGGGCCAUCAAAAGGUGGAAAUCUUGCAAUUGUGCGACGAAGUCGAUCAAUUAGCCAAUCAAUUCGCAAAAUUGUGCGCUCAAGGUCUAGGAAACACACCAGAAGCCCAAGAAAUUGCCCGUAAAUUGAAUGCCAAAUUGCAUGAGCUGAAAGGAAAGAUUCAACAAGCGUUAGUCAACCGUGUCGUUGAAGAUUUCAUGGAUGUGUCAACGCCAUUGAAGCAAUUCUCCGAUGCUGUUAACGUGCCCGAAGGUACACCAGGCCGUGAACAAAAUUUCAAUCAAAAAUCAAACAAUUUGCAAGCGUUCAGCGAUCGAGCAUCAAAAACAAGUCGCAUGGUUGCCGCCGGUGGAUCAGGUGGUAACAAGAAAAUUGCCGAAGUUCUUCUGGGCUCGGCCGCUCAAAUUGACAGUCUCACACCACAACUCGUCUCGGCCGGUCGAAUCAAAAUGAACUAUCCAGCUAGCAAAGCAGCUGAUGAACAUUUGAAUAACUUGAAGCAACAAUAUGCAGACACCAUUCUUCGUAUGCGUACACUGUGCGAUCAGGCCACCGAUCCAGCUGAAUUCAUCAAGGCAUCCGAAGAACAAAUUCAAAAGUACACAUUCUUAUGUGAAGAAGCCAUCCGUAAUAAGCAACCACAAAAAAUGGUCGAUAACACAUCGAAUAUAGCUCGAUUGGUGAACCGUGUAUUACUUGUGGCCAAACAAGAGGCUGACAAUUCAGAGGAUCCGGAAUUCAUUGCCAAGCUCAAUGCAGCCACCAACAAAUUGGAACAAAGUUUACCAUUGAUGGUGCAACAUGCAAAAUCAGUUGCGGCCAAUAUCAACGAUCCAUCGGCCGCCUCACACUGGCGCGAAGCAAACAAAAACCUUUUGAAUGCCGUGCGUGGAGUUCGCGGAGCAAUUGUGACACCACCAGAAGUGCCAAUCUUGCCAGAUUUAGCCGCACUCAAUUUGAGACAACAAGAACAAAUUCCACCACGUCCUCCACUUCCGUCCGAAAAUCGGUUCACCGUUGGCGCUGCACCAGCUCGUCCACCACUUCCAACUGAAACUGACGAUGAAGCAGCCGUUUUCCGACGUGCUCCAUUGCCGAAUCAACCAAUUUUACUUGCCGCCCAUGGAUUGCAUCAAGAAGUGCGACAAUGGGACUCACAAGACAACGAACUUAUUGCCGCUGCUAAACGUAUGGCCAUUCUUAUGGCUCGUCUUUCCGAAUUGGUACAUUCGGAUUCGAAGAGCAGCAAACGUGAAUUGAUUGCCACCGCUAAAAUGAUUGCCGAAGCAUCUGAGGAUGUGACCCGUCUUGCCAAACAAUUAGCACGCGAAUGCACAGACAAGCGUAUUCGCACGAACUUGCUUCAAGUUUGCGAACGUAUUCCAACGAUUGGUACACAAUUGAAGAUUUUGUCGACCGUGAAGGCCACUAUGCUCGGAGCUCAAGGUUCGGACGAAGAUCGCGAGGCUACCGAAAUGUUGGUUGGCAACGCCCAAAAUCUCAUGCAAAGCGUAAAAGAAACCGUCCGUGCUGCUGAGGGAGCAAGUAUCAAAAUCCGUUCGGAUCAAACGAAUCAACGAUUGCGCUGGGUGCGACGUCAACCAUGGUAUCAAUACGCUUAAGAUCGAAAACUUCACCGUGUGAAAGCGUAUAACGUGCAUCAUUCAAGAUCAUCAUCAAAAACGAUCAAGCAGCAAAUUAAAACAACGAAAACCCAGUACUAAAAAAAGAACAGGGGGCGAAUUGUACGUGCCCAAUAUAAACAAAUGAAUAAAACAAAUGGAUAUGUGUUUGUGGUUUUAAUGAUUAACAAAAAAAAAAAAAAAAAAAAGAAAAAUAUGCCAAAACGACUCAAGUGCCUAAUUUAUAUUUACAAAAUACUAUACACAAAUUUUAAAAUUUAAAUUAAAAAAAUAUAGAUUUUAACGAUAUAUUUACAAGAAGAAACAAAAGAAAAACCACAUAUGUCGAAUCAUAAAGAGUUCGAGCGAUCGAAAACUCAAAAGCGAUUCAAAUGUAUUUAUUGUACUUCGAUACGAAAGAAAACAAUAUAACAAAUAAAAACAAUCCCUGAAAUCUGUUCGAAAAAUUAACAAAUAACGUUUUUAUAUGAAAAAGAAAAAACCAACGACAAAGAGCAGCUAAAUGAAUUCGAAAGCAAUACGAAUGUAAUCAACUGACAUUCAAAACAAAUUGUUUCUUUCUUUUUCUUCUUCUUCAAUUUCAAUAUGGAUUUAUUGUUAACUUCUUAGCUAGUUUUAAGUAAAACACAAUUUCAUUUUGCAGCUUAUCCAUAUAGAUUUCAUUUAAUCGUCUUUGCAGCAAGAACGCAUCAUACUUUUUUUUUUGCUCGUUAAUGUAAACCAAGUGCAACUUAAAAGCGUCCAAUUUCUAUUUUUGUUUAAAUAUUAGUUUUGCUUCAUUUGUUCCCUUCAAAUUUUGAUUUAGAGAAAAUAUGUUUAACAAUAAUGCAUUUAACAAAUCUCAUCCAGUGGCAAUAUUAUACAGGACCAGCAAUGAAAAUGAAUUUAAUUAAGUUUAGCACAUGCAAUUGAUUAUUAAUAUUAACAAAUCAAAUAUGUUACAAUUUUUAGCAAAUUUUUGUGUGAAACUGUUGUAUAAUGAAACGAAACCGAAAGAAUAAUACAAAUGAUAAAGAUACAGAAAAA